UGAUGAGUUCCCUCGAAUUAUACUCGUGAGCGUACAACUAACUAAGGAAUAAAUAUAAAUUGAAUAGGAUCCACACCAAAAGACCUAAAGGAAUAAUUUUAAAACUAGGACAAUGAGAGUUGUCACUUUAACAACGGUUCUUGCUGUUGUCCUCAGUGUUGAUGCCAUUAAAUCAUCAGGAACUCAAGAAAAUGUGUGUCGGAAUCGAGACGAUGGAACAUUUUUGGCUGACAGUAAUUCAUGUUCAAGCUUUAUAGUUUGUUACGGUGGAAAACCUGUAAGCCAAAAUUGCGAUCCAGGUAGUUACUUCGACACUAAGAAACUAUACUGCAUGCCAGACACGAAAAAUACUUGCUCUCAAUCUGAAUGUAAGGAGGACGGAGCAUAUUCAGCCCACCCGACCAAUUGCUCACUUUUCUAUAUUUGCAACGCGGGAAAACUUGUUGAGCAAUCAUGCGGAAAGGGAAGUUAUUUUGAUAGCAAAAAUUUGUUUUGCAAGCCUGAUGUGGACAAUAUUUGUUGGCCAUCAACGCCAGAACCAGAACCUUGCACGUGCGCUGGAGACUAUACGGAAGGUGAUCUUGUGAAAGAUCCUGACAGCUGUCAUUCCUACUAUUUAUGCCACAAAGGAGAUUUAAUACAUAAAACUUGUGGAUAUGGAAAUUAUUUUGAUACUUCUAAGAACCUCUGUCAAAGAGAUACAACCGGAAAGUGCUGGCCUCAGAGUAGCCCUCCUUGUACUGGAGGCUUAGCAGAAGGCGACAGAAUUUCCAGUUCUAUUAAUUGCUCAGUUUACUUGGAGUGCACUAAGGGAAAACUCGUCGAACAAAAUUGCCCUUAUCAAUAUCUUUUUGACAGCUCAACAAAACAGUGCGAGCGAGAUGAAGAUGGAAAGUGCUGGGAAAUGUGUUAUUGCGAGGGCGGUUACAAACAAGGCGAUUUAAUCGGAAAUGACGAGAGUUGUAGUUCUUACUUCCGUUGCGAUAACGGCAAACUAAUUCCAGACGACUGUGGUGUCGGUAACUACUUUGACACUACCACCAACAAUUGCGUUCGCGAUAUUAAUGGCGUAUGCGGCUGCAAAGACAAACCUUGUACUUGUCCAGGCGGUUACGAAGAAGGUGACUUCGUUGAAAACGAAGACAAGUGCUAUUCCUAUUAUGUUUGCUUGCACGGAGAGUUGGUAGCUCAAAGUUGUGGAACCGGAAACUACUUUGACAAAGCAAGCAAAAGAUGUGAACGUGAUUAUGACGGCAAAUGUUGGCCAAAGUGUAAGGAAGGAGAUCGCGUGGCAAAUGAAACCAGUUGCUAUAGUUACUCAGUCUGUAAAAAUGGUGAGCUGAUAGCUCAAACCUGUGGAGAUGAUGAAUACUUUGACAAACAAAGUAAAAAGUGUGUCCGUGAUGAUGAGCACAUCUGUAGGCCCCAAUGCGUUUGUGAGGAUGGUUCUAAGGACGGUGAUUUGGUAGCUAACAGUGCAAACUGUAGCUCUUACUUCAUCUGCACUGAAGGCAAGCUUAUACCCGGAGACUGUGGAUAUGGAAAUUAUUUUGACAAGGAAAGUAAAAAUUGCGUGCGUGAUGAAGACGGUAUUCACUGUCCUCGUCCGUGCCCAGGAGGUUUAUUGGAAGGCGAUCGAAUUCCUGAUAAGAACAGCUGUUAUAGUUACUUAGUCUGCAAAAAGGGUAAAAUAGUAGGAAGGACAUGUGGCGAUACGGAAUACUUUGAUGUUGAAAGUAAAAAGUGUGUUCGUGACGAUAAGAACAUCUGCAGGCCUCGAGUGUGCCCAGGAGGAUUAUUGGAAGACGAUCGAAUUCCUGAUGAAAGCAACUGCUACAGUUACUUAGUCUGCAAAAAGGGUGAACUGGUAGCAAAGACCUGUGGGGAUAAGGAUUACUUUGAUGUUGUAACUAAAAAGUGUGUCCGUGACGAUAAGAACAUCUGCAGGCCUCGAGUGUGUCCAGGAGGCUUAUUGGAAGACGAUCGAAUUCCUGAUGAGAGCAACUGCUAUAGUUACUUGGUCUGCAAAAAGGGCGAACUUAUUUCAGAAAGCUGUGGAGAAGAAGAUUACUUUGACAAACAAAGCAAAAAAUGUGUCCGUGAUGAUGAGCACAUCUGUAGGCCCCAAUGCGUUUGUGAGGAUGGUUCUAAAGAUGGUGAUUUGGUUGCUGACAGUGCAAACUGUAGCUCGUACUUUAUCUGCACUGAAGGCAAACUUAUCCCCGGAGACUGUGGAUAUGGAAACUAUUUUGACAAUGAGAGCAAAAAUUGUGUGCGUGAUGAAGACGGUAUUCACUGUCCUCGUCCGUGCCCAGGAGGUUUAUUGGAAGGCGAACGAGUUCCUGAUAUUAACAGCUGUUAUAGUUACUUAGUCUGCAUAAAGGGUAAAAUAGUAGGAAAGACAUGUGGAGAUAAAGACUACUUUGAUGUUGAAACUAAAAAGUGUGUCCGUGACGAUAAGAACAUUUGCAGGCCUCGUGUGUGUCCAGGAGGCUUAUUGGAAGAUGAACGAAUUCCUGACAAGACCAACUGCUACAGUUACUUAGUCUGCAAAAAGGGUGAACUGAUAGCAAAGACCUGUGGGGAUAAGGAUUACUUUGAUGUUGUAACUAAAAAGUGUGUCCGUGACGAUAAGAACAUCUGCAGGCCUCGAGUGUGUCCAGGAGGCUUAUUGGAAGACGAUCGAAUUCCUGCUGAGAGCAACUGCUACAGUUACUUAGUCUGCAAAAAGGGUGAACUGAUAGCAAAGACCUGUGGGGAUAAGGAUUACUUUGAUGUUGUAACUAAAAAGUGUGUCCGUGACGAUAAGAACAUCUGCAGGCCUCGAGUGUGUCCAGGAGGCUUAUUGGAAGACGAUCGAAUUCCUGAUGAGAGCAACUGCUACAGUUACUUAGUCUGCAAAAAGGGCGAACUUAUUGCAGAAAGCUGUGGAGAAGAAGAUUACUUUGACAAACAAAGCAAAAAAUGUGUCCGUGAUGAUGAGCAUAUCUGUAGGCCCCAAUGCGUUUGUGAGGAUGGUUCUAAAGAUGGUGAUUUGGUUGCUGACAGUGCAAACUGUAGCUCGUACUUUAUCUGCACUGAAGGCAAACUUAUCCCCGGAGACUGUGGAUAUGGAAACUAUUUUGACAAUGAGAGCAAAAAUUGUGUGCGUGAUGAAGACGGUAUUCACUGUCCUCGUCCGUGCCCAGGAGGUUUAUUGGAAGGCGAACGAGUUCCUGAUAUUAACAGCUGUUAUAGUUACUUAGUCUGCAUAAAGGGUAAAAUAGUAGGAAAGACAUGUGGAGAUAAAGACUACUUUGAUGUUGAAACUAAAAAGUGUGUCCGUGACGAUAAGAACAUUUGCAGGCCUCGUGUGUGUCCAGGAGGCUUAUUGGAAGAUGAACGAAUUCCUGACAAGACCAACUGCUACAGUUACUUAGUCUGCAAAAAGGGUGAACUGAUAGCAAAGACCUGUGGGUAUAAGGAUUACUUUGAUGUUGUAACUAAAAAGUGUGUCCGUGACGAUAAGAACAUCUGCAGGCCUCGAGUGUGUCCAGGAGGCUUAUUGGAAGACGAUCGAAUUCCUGCUGAGAGCAACUGCUACAGUUACUUAGUCUGCAAAAAGGGUGAACUGAUAGCAAAGACCUGUGGGGAUAAGGAUUACUUUGAUGUUGUAACUAAAAAGUGUGUCCGUGACGAUAAGAACAUCUGCAGGCCUCGAGUGUGUCCAGGAGGCUUAUUGGAAGACGAUCGAAUUCCUGAUGAGAGCAACUGCUACAGUUACUUAGUCUGCAAAAAGGGCGAACUUAUUGCAGAAAGCUGUGGAGAAGAAGAUUACUUUGACAAACAAAGCAAAAAAUGUGUCCGUGAUGAUGAGCAUAUCUGUAGGCCCCGAUGCGUUUGUGAGGAUGGUUCUAAAGAUGGUGAUUUGGUUGCUAACAGUGCAAACUGUAGCUCGUACUUUAUCUGCACUGAAGGCAAACUUAUCCCCGGAGACUGUGGAUAUGGAAACUAUUUUGACAAUGAGAGCAAAAAUUGUGUGCGUGAUGAAGACGGUAUUCACUGUCCUCGUCCGUGCCCAGGAGGUUUAUUGGAAGGCGACCGAGUUCCUGAUAAGAACAGCUGUUAUAGUUACUUAGUCUGCAUAAAGGGUAAAAUAGUAGGAAAGACAUGUGGGGAUAAGGAUUACUUUGAUGUUGAAACUAAAAAGUGUGUCCGUGAUGAUAAGAACAUUUGCAGACCUCGAGUGUGUCCAGGAGGAAUAUUGGAAGGCGAACGAAUUCCUGAUGAGAACAACUGCUACAGUUACUUAGUCUGCAAAAAGGGAGAACUGGUACCAAAGACCUGUGGGGAUAAGGAUUACUUUGAUGUUGUAACUAAAAAGUGUGUCCCCGAUAAGGAAAACAUUUGCAGGCCUCACCCAUGUGUUUGUGAGGAUGGGUCUCAAGAUGGAGAUUUAGUUGCAAACAGUGCAAACUGUAGCUCAUACUUCAUCUGCUAUCAAGGUGAACUUAUUCCCGGUGACUGUGGAUAUGGAAACUACUUCGAUGCAGAAAGUAAAAAUUGUGUGCGUGAUGAAGGCGGUAUUCACUGUGCUCGCCCGUGCCCAGGAGGUUUAUUGGAUGGCGAUCGAGUUGCAAACGAAACCAGCUGUUAUAGUUAUUUAGUCUGUAACAAAGGUGAACUCGUAGCAGAAAGCUGUGCAGAUGGAGAUUAUUUUGACAAUCAAAGUAAAAAGUGUGUCCCCGAUGUUGAAAAUGUUUGCAGGCCCAAGCCAUGCGAUUGUGAGGAUGGUUCUAAGGAUGGUGAUUUGGUUGCCAAUAGUGCAAAUUGUAGCUCAUACUUGAUCUGCUAUCAAGGUAAGCUUAUUCCUGGUGAGUGCGGAUACGGAAACUAUUUCGAUGAAGAAAGUAAAAAUUGUGUACGAGAUAUUGAUGGAAAAUGUUGGAGGCAAGAAACAACUUCAUCUUCUUCAACAACAACAACAACAACAACUACAACAAGGAAGCCAACCAAAACAACUAAAUCAACAACAACGACCACAACACAAAAACCGACCAAAACAACAAAAUCAACAACAAGAUCAACGACAACAACAACUUCAACUUCAACACCAAAACCAACAACCACCACUUCCUCGACCACACCAUCAACUACAACAGAAAUUAAAUGUCCCGGUGGUUUUGAAAAUGGCGAUCUGAUUCCAAGUUCAUCUAACUGCUACUCUUUCUUGGUUUGCUCUAAUGGUAAGUUCAUGGAGAAAUCAUGUGGAGUAGGAAAAUAUUUCGAUAUUGUGACAAAAACAUGCGUAGUUGACAAAACAGGAGUUUGUUGGCCACUGUCAACCUCGUCAUCUACUUCAACAACCUCAACAAAAAAACCAACAACUACAACAACAAAAUCCACAACAACAUCAACUACAACUCAAGGACCAUGUACUUGUGAAGGUGGCUAUGAAGAUGGACAGUUUGUACCACAUCCAAGUGAAUGCUAUUUGUUCUACAUGUGCUAUAAUGGUGAACUAGUGAAACAGUCUUGUGGAUAUGGAAACUAUUUCGACGCCCUAUCUCAGAGCUGUGUCUUAGAUACAAAUGGAAUAUGCUGGUCGAAAUCGACGACAACUUCCACAAGAAAACCAACAACAACAACAACAUCAACCACAACACCAACUACCACAACUACACGUUCAACAACGACAACUUCUACCAGAAAGCCUACAACAACAACUUCAACCACAACACCAUCUACAACAACGACAACUACCACCAGAAAACCAACAACAACUUCAACCACAACAACUACCACAAGAAAACCUACAACAACAACAACUUCAACCACAACACCUUCUACAACAACGACAACUACCACCAGAAAACCAACAACAACUUCAACCACAACAACUACCACCAGAAAACCCACAACAACGACUUCAACCACAACACCAUCUACUACAACUACUCGUUCUACAACAACAACUUCUACCAAAAAACCAACAACAACAACAACAAAAUCUUCAACAACGACACCAUCCACAACAACUUCCACAACUACUUUAAGUCCUCCAACUACACCUUGCACUUGCCUAGGUGGCCAUGAAGAAGGCGAUUUCGUCCCUCAUCCUGAUAGCUGCUACAAAUUCUACAUAUGCUCUAAAGGCGAGCUUUCAGAAGUAUCGUGUGGAAAAGGAAACUAUUUCAAUAACGAGACCAAAAGCUGCACGCUUGAUACAGACGGUAUUUGCUGGCCUAAGCCCGCUCCUUGUGAAUGUCCAAAUAAUUUGAAGGAUGGCCAGUUUACUGCCGAUCCUGAGUCUUGCUUCAAGUACUCAAUAUGCCAUAAUGGAGUGCUUAUAGGAGGCAAUUGUGGAACAGGAAACUUAUUUAACAAUGCCACAAAGGUCUGUGAGCCUGACACUGCUGGAGUGUGUUGGCCCAAAGAACAAUGUGACUGUGAAAAUGGAUUAAACGAAGGAGAACGCAUAGACAAUCCAGAAUCAUGCUUUAUGUACUUCACUUGUAGCCAGGGCAAUAUCAUUAAGGGCAAUUGUGGAACAGGAAACUUAUUUAACAAUGCCACAAAGGUCUGUGAACCUGACACUGCUGGAGUGUGCUGGCCCAAGGAACAAUGUGACUGUGAAAAUGGAUUAAACGAAGGAGAACGAAUUGACAACCCAGAGUUUUGCUACAUGUACUUCACUUGCAGCCAGGGAAAUCUUGUUAAAGGCAAUUGUGGCACUGGAAACUUCUUUAACAACGACACAAAAACCUGUGAUCGCGAUACCAACAAUUGCUGUUGGCCUUGCACCAAUGGCGAAAUGAUUGCUGAUAUUGAAGAAUGCGAUAAAUUCUCCAUCUGCAAUGACGGCAAAUUUAUUGAACAACAAUGUGGAACUGGAUACUAUUUCGACGCCUAUCAAAAGUACUGCGUGCGUGACGUUAAUGGAACAUGUUGGAAAGUACAGCCUCCAAGCAAUACCUGCCAAGGAGCUAAGGAUGGAACCCUUCUUCCCGACCCAACAGCUUGUGAAAAAUACUUUGUUUGCCAAAAUAAUAUGCCUGUUGCUCAGGAAUGUGGAAUGGGAAAUCUUUUCAAUAGCACAACUCUAUCAUGUGUCCAUGAUACCUGCGGGGAAUGUUGGACGAAAAUUCCAAAUGUCUGUGCCAACAAAAAAACUGGUACAUUCUUGCCCAAUUCUGAACACUGCGACCAAUUUAUUGUAUGCCACGAAAACCAUGCCAUUAUUCAGCAGUGCGGAAGUGGUAAUUGGUUCAAUAAUAGAACUGGUCUUUGCGAGCAAGACUUGUAUGCAAAAUGUAUCAACGUAUGUCAAAACACCAAGGGUACAGCACAAUUGCCCCAUCCUAACUGUGAUGAGUUCUAUCUUUGCCAAGAUGGAUUAACUAAAGGCGUUCGCAAAUGUCUAAAGGGAACAAACUACGAUGCAGUCCGCGGAAUUUGCUUAGCUUCAGCAUUGUGUGAAGAAAACUUAUGUUUGUCAUCACCAAAUGGUGUAAAUUAUCCAGUUAGAAAUGACCCUUCAAGUUUCUACACGUGCUUCAACAGGAAGCCUGUGAAACUUAGCUGCCCCAGUGGAACUGUAUUUGACUCUGACCGUUUAAUAUGCAUGCCUGAUACUGGUCUCUGCAUUGGCCAAACCAACGGCUUUACGAUAGCUUCGAGGAAAAACGCUAAUGCCUACUACGUGUGCAAGGACAAUGCUGCCAUUUUCGAGCAAUGUCCAGCACAUACCGUAUACGAUGAAAACAAGGGAAUCUGCGUUCAUGCUUUGCGCAAGCGCGUUGUCAAUAAUAUUUGCUCAACUGAAGCUGACGGAACUAUGAUUUCGGGAAAUGUUUGUAAUAAGUAUUACCUUUGCUUGGAUGGAGAAAGUACUGAGCAAAAUUGCGGAGCUUAUGCUUCGUUUGAUCCUAAGCUAAGAUCUUGUGUGUUCAAUGCAACUUGCUUCAAUCCCAAAGAGAUAUGUGGAAAAUCUGGGGACAUUGAAAAGUUCCCUGAUGCAAGAAAUGAAGCUUCCUUUGUAUCGUGCAAACGAGGCGUAGCAACUUUGGAAAAAUGCCCCAAAAAUACAAUUUACAGUCAAGACAUCGGAAGUUGUGUUCCAAUCCAAAUGGCAAUAACGAAAAAAGAACUAUCAGCAAUUUGCAGUCAAGUUCCUGAUAAGACAAUAGCACCUGCUUUAGACUGUCGCAAGUUCUACAUUUGCAGCAACCGAAUUGCAAUUCUUCAACAGUGCGCCAUUGAUCAAGUGUUUAAUUUGACAACUGGAAGCUGUCAAGCCGACACAAAACGUCAAUGCUGGAUGCGAAGUGAGACACUUCGAAAGAGUAGCUUCUUACGAAUGAUUGAUGAAAACGAUAAUUAUAAAAUAGUAAGGAAAACAUAUUAACAAAGAAAUUAUGACGAAAAAAUUUGCAAUAAAUAAACAAAUUUCCUAAAAGCGAA
Eupeodes corollae is the source of this 8442-nucleotide messenger RNA. RefSeq lists its product as uncharacterized. The transcript is spliced from 6 exons. Gene Ontology annotation, cellular component: extracellular region. Bases 113 to 8386 code for a protein of 2757 amino acids. Lineage: Eukaryota; Metazoa; Arthropoda; Insecta; Diptera; Syrphidae. Gene Ontology annotation, molecular function: chitin binding. The record is from RefSeq and is a predicted model, not a curated record.